UUUUUGGGUCACCUCUGAGAAUUUAAUUUGGAUCGGGUUCUUGUCGAAUUAUGAGCAAACUACUGUAUUAAGUUGUUACUGAAGAGCUUUCGCAUUGGCGUAGGAGUUGAUACGGUGUAGGAUUUGAUACGCUAGCAUUCCUGAUGAACCAGUUUGCAAUGGUACGCGUGAACUACACCCUUAUAGUGGUACGCCCUUUAAGAAUCGUGUUAGUUGGAGUUGGGAGAUCGACGGAGAAAGAUCUGAGUUAUUUUUACAUAAGAUUGUUCCACUUACGUAACGUUGCAGUUUUUCAAGGCCCGUAAAGACAGGAUCAGACCAUGAUGACACAAAGCAAACCGAAGCUGUACUGUGCCUGGUUCUGUCCAUUUGCACACAGAGCAUGGAUCUCAAUGUUAGCAAAAAAAAUUGAUUUUGAUUACGUAGAGCAGGAUCCUUACAACAAGUCUGCUGAGUGGCUAGCCAUAAACCCUCGUGGAUUAAUACCAUGCAUCGUUCACAAUGGCAAGUCAAUCUAUGAGAGCCAUAUUUGCAUUGAAUACGUUGACGAGGCCUGGCCUAACGCACCAAGGCUACUGUCCCGAGAACCUUAUCAGAGAGCUAAGGCACGAAUGUGGGGAGAUUUUAUCAUAAAGAAGCUUAUUCCACCAUAUUACAAAUUCCUUAUGAAGCAGUCUCGGGAAGAGCAAAAUGAAUACCGAGAAAUAUUUUUAGAAAACAUAUUGGAAUUUUCUCAGGCAAUGGAUCAGUCAGGCCCCUUUUUUCAAGGAAAGGAACUUGGAUAUGUUGACAUCAUGUUUGCCCCAUGGGCUUCAAGGAUGUACAUUCUGGAACAUUACCGUGGCUUUAAAAUUCCACAGACUGAAGAAUACAGCAGAUAUAAUGUAUGGGCAGAAGCAGUAAUAAAUCACCCUUCAGUAAAAGCAGUUCAGGCAAAUAAAGACAAGGUUUUGGCAAAUGCUAGGCCUUAUGCUGAGGGUAAUGCCAAAUCUGAGCUUGCAGAUGCUGUUCGCAAAGGGUCAACAAUUCCUUAGAAAUCCAUUCAAAGAGUAAUAGGAGGAUGUUUUCUUGGUUGGGUGGUGAUGUGUCACAACAAAUAGUGUAAUUUUGGACUGAGAAAAAGAAAAUGUUUAAUUAUAUGUACCAACAGGAAUGGGUGUUAAAGAAAACACUUAUUACUACGAUCAGCAAUUUAAUGUUACUGAAAAUACUUUGCCAGUCCUGUAAUCGUGGCUGUCAGCUUUAACUUUGUAUGUGUCAUACUCUCAUCCCAGCAUAGUUCACAUAUUGUUAGUUGCUUAGAAUAGGAAUUAGGUAGAGUAACAAAUUCAUCUGGUACAUUUUUUGACUUUUUUAAGACCUGUGUAUUCUGUGUUAAACUUCUACAAUAUUUUCUGUGGGAUAUUCUCAGACCACUCACAGCUAAAGAAGAAAGUACUCUAGAACAUAAACCACAAAAUUUAUUGAACAUUUAUUUUUGUUUGCUAUACAUGUAAGUUUUGGCAUGUGUAAGGUCUAACUUUUGAAAUUCUGAAAUGUGAAGUUAUCUUCAGAUUGUGGAGUUGAGAUUUAACCUUUCAACUCCCAAAAGUGAUUAACAAGUAACUUCUACUAAAAAUAUCCAGUGCGCUAUCCAGCAAACAGAUAAUGUUAAUACUCAAAUGUAUUGGCUAGAAGUUGUUAUCUUCAUCUAACUCCAAAUUUUUGCAACUUAUUUCCAAGAAAAUGUGUAGAAGUUAGAGGGGAGAAUUAACAAUCAGAUCUUGGGAGUUAAAGGGUUAAUACAGUGUAAUCUGUCUUGACUGUGAUCAACACAAAAAUGAGGCAAGCUCUCUAGUUUUAAGACAAUUUUAUCAUCAGUUGAAAUACAUUUGAAACAGAGGCCUGGGAGUGUUACAGCACAUAACAAACCAAAAUACUUAUCUUUCAGGGCUUAGUCACCUUUGGGUUAAAUCUUUUCACCUGCCAACCUAUUCAUACCAUUAAAUUUUGAU
Messenger RNA from Pocillopora verrucosa, 1994 nucleotides. RefSeq lists its product as uncharacterized. Gene Ontology annotation, molecular function: glutathione transferase activity. Gene Ontology annotation, biological process: glutathione metabolic process. NCBI's taxonomy places the organism in Eukaryota, Metazoa, Cnidaria, Anthozoa, Scleractinia, Pocilloporidae. Gene Ontology annotation, cellular component: cytoplasm. The record is from RefSeq and is a predicted model, not a curated record.